GUAGUGGUUUUGGAAGCAUAUUUUAAGAGCUCAGUUUGCUGCUUCAGUUUGGUGAUUGCUUUUUUUUCUCUUUUUUCCUUAAACCAGAAAAAGCCACUGUCCUCAAUAAUAAAAGAAGUCUGCGAUGGGUGGUCUCUUGCAAAUCAUGAUCAAUUUGCACUGCAGCAUGCUGAUAGCUCUAAUUUCUACAUCACAGAGAAGAAUCGUAAUGAAAUAAAAAAUGGAGCGAUUCUUCGAUUAACAACAUCUCCAGCUCAGAAUGCACAGCAGCUCCAUGAGCGGAUCCAGUCUUCUAGUAUGGAUGCAAAGUUAGAAGCACUGAAAGACUUAGCCAACUACUCACGGGAUGUUACAUUUGCCCAAGAAUUUAUAAACCUAGAUGGCAUUUCCCUCCUAACACAAAUGGUUGAAAGCGGCACAGAACGAUAUCAGAAAUUGCAGAAGAUAAUGAAGCCCUGCUUUGGAGAUAUGUUGUCCUUUACACUGACUGCAUUUGUUGAGCUGAUGGAUCAUGGGAUUGUAUCGUGGGAUACAUUCUCUGUGGCAUUCAUUAAAAAGAUAGCAAGCUAUGUGAACAAAUUUGCCUCGGACAUCUCCAUCUUGCAACGGUCGCUAGCAAUCCUGGAAUCAAUGGUGCUCAAUAGCCACGACCUGUACCAGAAGGUGGCACAGGAGAUCACAAUUGGGCAGCUAAUCCCACAUCUGCAGGGGACAGACCAAGAAAUCCAGACAUACACCAUAGCGGUAAUAAAUGCACUUUUCCUUAAAGCACCGGAUGACAAGAGGCAGGAAAUGGCAAAUAUUUUGGCACAAAAGCAGCUUCGCUCCAUCAUCUUAACUCAUGUUAUCAGGGCACAGAGGGCCAUCAAUAAUGAAAUGGCACACCAGCUUUAUGUUCUGCAAGUACUUACCUUUAACCUUCUAGAAGACAGGAUGAUGACAAAAAUGGAUCCACAGGAUCAGGCUCAACGGGAUAUCAUAUUUGAACUCCGAAGAAUUGCAUUUGAUGCAGAAUCUGAACCUAACAACAGUAGUGGCAGUAUUGAGAAACGCAAAUCUAUGUAUACUCGAGACUAUAAAAAACUUGGAUUUAUUAAUCAUGUAAACCCAGCAAUGGAUUUUACACAGACCCCUCCAGGAAUGCUAGCCCUUGACAACAUGCUGUACUUUGCUAAACAUCACCAGGAUGCUUAUAUACGGAUUGUCCUGGAGAACAGCAGUCGAGAAGACAAGCAUGAGUGCCCAUUUGGCCGAAGUAGCAUUGAGCUGACAAAGAUGCUGUGUGAAAUACUGAAAGUAGGAGAGCUACCCAGUGAGACCUGCAACGAUUUCCAUCCCAUGUUCUUCACCCAUGACAGAUCAUUUGAGGAGUUCUUCUGUAUCUGCAUUCAGCUCUUGAACAAGACAUGGAAGGAAAUGAGGGCAACUUCAGAGGACUUUAACAAGGUAAUGCAGGUAGUGAAAGAACAGAUAAUGAGAGCGCUCACUACCAAGCCUAGCUCUCUGGACCAGUUCAAGAGCAAACUUCAGAAUCUCAGUUACACAGAAAUACUGAAAAUACGCCAGUCUGAAAGAAUGAACCAGGAAGAUUUCCAGUCUCGUCCGAUUCUGGAACUAAAAGAGAAGAUUCAGCCUGAGAUCUUAGAACUGAUAAAGCAGCAACGUCUCAAUCGACUUGUGGAGGGCACCUGCUUUAGGAAACUCAACAGUCGGCGUCGGCAAGACAAAUUUUGGUAUUGUCGACUUUCACCUAAUCACAAGGUCUUGCACUACGGAGACUUGGAAGAAAGUCCCCAGGGAGAAGUCCCCCAUGAUUCUUUGCAAGAUAAAUUACCAGUGGCAGAUAUAAAAGCUGUCGUGACUGGGAAAGACUGCCCUCACAUGAAGGAGAAAGGAGCUCUUAAACAAAACAAGGAGGUGCUAGAGCUUGCUUUCUCUAUAUUGUAUGACUCGAGUGGCCAGCUGAAUUUCAUUGCUCCAGACAAACAUGAGUAUUGUGUAUGGACCGAUGGGCUGAACGCCCUCCUUGGGAAGGAUAUGUUGAGUGAUCUAACGCGGAACGACUUAGACACGCUGCUCAGCAUGGAGAUAAAGCUACGCCUUCUUGACUUGGAAAACAUACAGAUCCCAGAUGCUCCCCCACCUAUCCCAAAGGAGCCCAGCAACUACGACUUUGUUUAUGACUGUAACUGAGGCUGCCACUGAAACUUGCUUCAAAACUGGAAAUACUAUAACUGGAGAGAUAUUAAAAAAAAAAAAAAAAAAGAAGAGUGUGAGGAAAAAAAGAAACCCACUUGUGCACCUUGGAUUUUGGCUUUGGGGAGGGGUGUAGACACAGUUGCAUUCCUUCCUGUUCCCUGCAUCCCUUCUUUUCCCAUUCCCAUCUUCCCCAUUGCUCAUCCGAAUCCACAUCGCUUUAAUUAACUUGUAAUUGCAGGCCAUUGGCCUUGCUUAAAGCAAAGACUGCCACUAAGAAGCACCCUCCCGAGAACUUUUUUUACAUUUUUAAUACUGGAAUAGACAUUCUUAACUAAAGGACGAUGUUAUCAAGCUGCAUGCCUGUGAAACCCACCUGGCAGGGCAGAGGCUUAACUGGAAGGAGGAGGGAGGUAGGGAGCAGAAGCAGCUACUGUAAGCAGAAGAUUUCCCCAGACACUCCCAAGAGUCUGCUCACAACCGAAUCCAAUGCAAUGACAAAAAUCCUUAACUGCCUCCCAGUGCUUGCACCAUUCGUCACUGCCAUUAUUCUUUCCACUGUCAUCUCGACUCUUGCCACCGGCCUUCACCCAACUGACCGGCUUCCAGAAUGGAAAGUCUGCAGGUGUUUGCUGUACCAUACGCUGCAAUGCUGCGACAGCUUUUAACUUCUUUUCCUCCCAGCUCUUAAAUAGCCCCACACUAGCAGAUCACUGGCACAAACUGUGUAUGAAGCCACUAGUGUGUCCCACCCCUGUAGCGUUCCCUAAGCCUCAGUUGCCUCUAAAAUUGGCUUGUUGCUAUUCAAAGUGAUUUUUAUUUUCUUGAUCCAAAGUUCAACAGUAAUUUCCACAAAUUAAUUACAACUGCCAAACAUCCAGGUUUACAUUGUUGUCAUUGCUACAGUGUUAUGAAUUUGCAAGGGAUUUUUUUUUGUACGGGUUCUAAUUCUUUUUUAUUUUAUUUUGCCAAACAAAUAUAUUUAAUGAAAACUAACUUCAUUGUGAGUACUUUUGGGGGACAAUAUUUUUACUUAAUUUCCAUUUGGAACAUUUGCCCUGAAGGGAAAAAAUAUUUCCCUUCAACUUCGCUGUUGAAUAAAAAUCUGAGCUGUGAUGAUU
This is a messenger RNA of Phaethon lepturus (White-tailed tropicbird), 3317 nucleotides long. It is a transcript of the gene ELMO1, whose product is annotated as engulfment and cell motility 1. The record is from RefSeq and is a predicted model, not a curated record. The transcript is spliced from 20 exons. The annotation marks the transcript as partial. Gene Ontology annotation, cellular component: guanyl-nucleotide exchange factor complex; plasma membrane. NCBI's taxonomy places the organism in Eukaryota, Metazoa, Chordata, Aves, Phaethontiformes, Phaethontidae. Gene Ontology annotation, biological process: cell motility; actin filament organization.